Monodelphis domestica (gray short-tailed opossum) is the source of this 1001-nucleotide messenger RNA. RefSeq names its product all-trans retinoic acid induced differentiation factor (gene ATRAID). Gene Ontology annotation, cellular component: intracellular membrane-bounded organelle. The record is from RefSeq and is a predicted model, not a curated record. Gene Ontology annotation, biological process: positive regulation of osteoblast differentiation. NCBI's taxonomy places the organism in Eukaryota, Metazoa, Chordata, Mammalia, Didelphimorphia, Didelphidae.
GAUCGACGUCACGCGCUAAGGAGAACGAGGAAGGAAAAUGGUGUUGAAGGGACUCGCGGGGUUUCUGGCCUGGGUGUCCAGGGCUAUGGCCCUGCUCCUCGUUCUGAGCGCGGGAAGGUCCCUGGCGGUGCCCGAGAUGAUGAAACUGAGACAGACAGAGGUCAAGUGACAUGUCCACAGUCACACAGUUGGUAUGCAAAUAUUGUCCAGGGCCAGUACAUGAUACUUCAGAGGUUGACUAUUACUGUAAGCAGAGACAAGAGUUAAAGCUAUAUGCUCGAUGCUGUCUGACUGAACAGGGCACCAUUGUGGGGCUAGAUCUUCAGAACUGUUCCCUGAAAGUACUGGAUCAGACCUUUGUUGAGGCUCAUUCUGCCAUUGUUUUAGACCUACAAGCAAACCCCCUCCUGAAUACAUCUACCUCAGUCUUCCGUAACUUCACUGAGCUCCAGAUACUGGUGCUGCCACCAAAUAUAGACUGUCCUGGAGGGGAUUAUGCCUGGGAUAAUGUCACCCAUGGCCCUGGCAACUGUACUUGCCUUGGGCAAAGAAGUCAGUGCAAUAGCACUGUGGAGCCAGAUUUGUGCCCUGAGAAUGCAUACUGUGUCCCAGAUGGCCCCGGCCUCUUCCAGUGCCUUUGUACUAGUGGCUUUCACGGCUAUAAGUGUCUACGUGAGGGUUCCUUCCCACUCCUUAUGUUCUCUGGAAUCCUAGGCACUACCACGUUUUGUAUCUCCAUCUUGCUCUGGGGGACCCAGCUUCGAAAAAUCAAAGCCUCCUGAUUCAAACCUUCCUACCGGCCUAAAAAUCAAAUAAGCCCUUUCGUGGACACAGACUGGGAGUUUCCUUCCACAGCUGAUCGAUCGCGAAUGCAGAAGAGCAGGGGGGUGGGGAAGAUAGCUGGAAAUUACAAGUAGUCUGAUUGGUUCUAGACCCGGCUUGAAGUUAGAAGUGCUUGUGUGGGAUGUUUACCUCUAAUAAAAUUACCCUUUUUAAGGAAA